Messenger RNA from Misgurnus anguillicaudatus (oriental weatherfish), 1773 nucleotides. Its product is annotated as CMP-N-acetylneuraminate-beta-galactosamide-alpha-2,3-sialyltransferase 1. NCBI's taxonomy places the organism in Eukaryota, Metazoa, Chordata, Actinopteri, Cypriniformes, Cobitidae. The record is from RefSeq and is a predicted model, not a curated record. Gene Ontology annotation, cellular component: membrane. Gene Ontology annotation, biological process: sialylation. Gene Ontology annotation, molecular function: beta-galactoside (CMP) alpha-2,3-sialyltransferase activity.
AGCUAGAUGAAUGACAAACACUUUGAAUAGUGAAGUAAUAAGAAAGAAAACGUACGCGUGGAUGCUACACCUGUCGAUCUUCUACUAUAAUUUAUUUUAUAGUAUUGUUACCGGCUUAAAAUAUGAAGAAAACGUUCACAGGAUGAACGGUGUUUGAUUGAAACAUGUGACACGUCAGAAGGAAUGACGGUAAAACGAUUCAGAGGAGAACGGAACUUAAGCCGAAAGAAACGAGUAAAUAAAAUGAAUGCCUACUAAGAAUAUAGUCGUCGGGGGAAAACUGAAGAUACAAAAAUGACUGUCUUUAACCAUCUGGAACGUCACUACGUCGGCUUGUUUCUGAGUGCUAUGAUAAUCUAUUUUCUUGUCUAUACACAAACUUCAAUCGUGCUUUUUAGCGUCAGAAGUGAAAACGUAUUCUUGGAAAGUUCGUGUUCUUGCAAGACUUGUGUAAUGGACCCUAUGGAUGACGACUGGUUCGUUUAUCGUUACAACCCCUCAGUUUCACCUUUACUCAACAGGAAAAACAGCGAGCUACCCCAAGACACGUACAACUGGUGGUUGGGUCUGCAGCGUUCCUCACUUAAUGUCAGCUACACAAAAGUAAUGGACCAGCUGUUUUCACUUUUCCCAGAUGAAGAUCACUACUCAGACGGUGGUCCAGAUCGCUGCAGAACCUGUGCUGUGGUGGGGAAUUCUGGGAACCUCGUGGGAUCCCAUUAUGGGGGACUUAUAGAUUUCCACGAUGUUGUCAUUAGGAUAAAUAAAGGCCCAACAAAAGGCUACGAGAAGGAUGUAGGCUCUAAAACCACUCAUCGUAUCCUCUAUCCCGAGAGCGCCGUGGAUUUGGACAACUCCACCCACUUGGUGCUUUUUCCUUUUAAAAUCCUGGACAUGCAGUGGCUCAUAAGUUCCUUCACGACUGGACACAUCACACGCACAUAUAUGCCGGUGAGACCUACCAUAAAUGCAAAUAUAGACAAGGUGAUGAUUCUUCAUCCUGGAUUUAUAAAAUAUGUCUAUGAUAGCUGGUUGCACCGUCGUGGCAGAUAUCCAUCCACCGGCUUCAUUACGUUAAUCUUCGCCUUGCACAUCUGUGAUGAGGUGAAUAUUUUUGGAUUCGGAGCUUCAAGUGACGGAACGUGGCACCAUUACUUUGACAAAACUAAAAUGAACUAUAAAGGAGGCCCUCACGGUGGAGACCAUGAAAACAAAACCAUGCAUGAACUUCUUCAGAGAAACAAAAUAUCAUUAUAUAAAGGCUAUUGAUAAAAAAAUGGACCUUACCAAUGAACUGACAGAAGUUCCUUGCUCCAGCAUGUGGCCUAGAAACCUAUUGAGGUCUGUCAUCAUGACGCAUGUGUCUUUUAAACCAACUGCACAAAAGCAAGGGCCAUGAAGUGAAAAAAACAAGAAAUCUUAAGAAAAGAAGACGUACAAAGUUAUCUUUUACCUUUGUGGUGUACUUUAACAGAGCAUCUUGUUCAACCGCUUAACACUGCACAAAGACCUUUUUUUUUGACAAGAUUUUUUUUUUCAUUUUACAAAUGUGUCUUGCUUUGGUUCCUUGCUUCCCUUAUAAGGUGUUUAAGACGCACGGACACAAAACUAGAUUUACAAUUCAAUGCACAAUUUAAGUUUUUCUCUGAUAUAUUUUCAGUUCAAACAUGAGGGGGAUGUUGGUCAUUUUGAAGUGCUCACACCCAUGAACAUGUUUUUCUGCUUUCUGCUGCUAGUCAGAAGUAUGCGAUAUUAGGUAAAGGGACAUUUUUA